This is a messenger RNA of Papilio machaon (common yellow swallowtail), 1460 nucleotides long. RefSeq names its product tRNA-dihydrouridine(16/17) synthase [NAD(P)(+)]-like (gene Dus1). Lineage: Eukaryota; Metazoa; Arthropoda; Insecta; Lepidoptera; Papilionidae. Gene Ontology annotation, biological process: tRNA processing. Gene Ontology annotation, molecular function: flavin adenine dinucleotide binding; tRNA dihydrouridine synthase activity. The annotation marks the transcript as partial. The transcript has 7 exons. The record is from RefSeq and is a predicted model, not a curated record.
AAAUUGUAAAAUCAUAUUUCAAAUUAAGCGCGUGUUACAUAAAUAUUAGUAAAAUAGAAAUAUUACAGUGUUACUUUGUUUAGUGAUUUAAAUAAGUUAUGGCAUUUGACUGGUUUGAUAACCUAGGAAGACCACAAUUUGUAGUGGCCCCUAUGGUUGAUGCGAGUGAACUAGCCUGGAGAUUAUUAUGUAGGAACCACGCAGCGCAAUUAUGUUAUACUCCUAUGCUGCAUAGCAACAUUUUUACUAAGGAUUCUAAAUAUAGGAAAGAAUAUUUUACCACUUCUUCGAAUGAUCGUCCCUUAAUCGUUCAGUUUUGUGGUAAUGAUCCUGAUGUAAUGGCUGCUGCCGCUAAACUGGUUGAAAAGGACUGUGAUGCAAUAGACAUUAAUCUUGGAUGCCCACAAUCUAUAGCCAAGCGGGGUAGAUAUGGUGCUUUUCUGCAGGAUGACUGGUCUUUACUACAAAAAAUAGUUACCGCUAUGUCCCAAGCUGUUUCUGUACCCAUCACAUGCAAAGUGCGGGUUUUUGAGACCAUAGAUAAAUCUAUUGAAUAUGCAUUAAUGUUGCAAAAUGCUGGAUGUAAACUAUUGACAGUACAUGGAAGGACAAGAGAACAGAAAGGGCCUCUUACAGGAAUUGCCAGUUGGGAACACAUAAAAGCAGUAAGAAAAGCUGUAUCAAUACCAAUGUUUGCAAAUGGUAACAUACAAUGUUUAGAAGAUGUUUUUAGAUGUAUAAAUUUCACUGGAGUGGAUGGUGUCAUGAGUGCAGAAGGAAUAUUGACUAACCCAGCUCUCUUUGAAGGAAUCAAUCCAGUGACAUGGGAAAUUGCAAUGGAAUACCUUGAUUUAGUUGAAAAAUAUCCUUGUCCUUCAUCAUUUAUAAGAGGCCAUUUGUUUAAGAUAUUUCACAAAAUAUUUACCUUAGAAAAUAACAAUGGGGAUAGAGAACUUCUAGCCACAGCACAAAAUUUGAAUGACUUCAGGCAAGUUUGCAUAAGAAUAAGACACAAAUACUUACCAUUCCAUGAAGGUAGAAUACAUUUACAGGAUGAUGAUGGUAUGACAAGAUGUGGAUUUGAUUUAAUACUACCUCCUUGGAUAUGCCAACCGUAUGUAAGGAUUUCACCGGAAGAGCACACACAGAAGAUGGAAUUAUGUAAACAACAGGAUAAUACAAAAAGGAUUAUCGAGGACCCAGAUGGAAUUCCUAUUUCUAGAAAGAAAAUGAAGAAAUUAAGACGAUACUUAAGAAGACCUACAAAGCCCGAUGCUGCUACAAACAGAAACCGUGAUAUAUGUACAAAUGAUGUUUGCCCCAAUCCUUGUGGUAUAAAAUGUGCAUAUCAACUAUGCAAAAAGUGUUGCAGAAAUAAAUGUUAUAAUGAGGACUGCUUUUGCGAAGGACACGAUUUUCGUAUGUAUAAACGUGAAAAGGUGAAAGAAAAUAAAGACAAC